GCCUCUCUCACUCGCAUCAUGCUACUGAAACACUCACGUCACUCCUCAAAUCACCCACCACUGUGGCUCACCGUCGUCGUCGCAGCUUCUGUGGCCUUUACCAUCGGCAAUGUGCUCGUAACGUUACGUAACCUCUCGAGGCUGAACGAGCUCUUACCAAGCUCUAUGGCGAAAGAAUACACAUGGGCUGGCGGUGACGUACCGAUGGAGCUACCUGUUCCAUACGAGCACGCUAUGGUCACUUUUGAAGACCCCGGAGAGCGCUUCGGUCUCUACAACGAUUCCGAGUGGGGCACGCUCUUCCCUACCGAUGGCUCUAUCAAGGGAGGUCAAGAUAAUCGCACCUUCCUUGUUUCAAUGGUACAUCAACUUCAUUGCUUGGACGUCAUACGCGUCGGCUACGUAACGAACGCCAGUGACUUCCGCGGGCACGUUGAGCACUGCCUGCAGUACCUCAUCCAAACGAUCCAGUGCUUCGCGGACACGACGCUCGAAGAAGACGAGAUGGUUUUAGUGGACGGCGAGUGGUUCCAUGCGGUGUAUGUGUGGGGCACGCAGCACAAGUGUAGAGAUCGUACGGCGUUAACCAGGUACAUGAUCGAGAACCAAGAUGUUCCGCAUAUACCAGAUGAUCCGACUGCCCUCGACUUGUAAUGGUAACGAUUAGAUUUUUUGUAACAGCCGUUUUAUCCACAUAAUCAC
Phanerochaete carnosa HHB-10118-sp is the source of this 702-nucleotide messenger RNA. RefSeq lists its product as uncharacterized. Gene Ontology annotation, biological process: mycotoxin biosynthetic process. The transcript has 2 exons. Lineage: Eukaryota; Fungi; Basidiomycota; Agaricomycetes; Polyporales; Phanerochaetaceae. The coding region runs from base 19 to 654 and encodes 211 amino acids. The record is from RefSeq and is a predicted model, not a curated record.